This is a messenger RNA of Hymenoscyphus albidus, 774 nucleotides long. NCBI's taxonomy places the organism in Eukaryota, Fungi, Ascomycota, Leotiomycetes, Helotiales, Helotiaceae. The record is from the annotation of a GenBank genome assembly.
AUGCUGUGGGGAGAAGUCCAGAAAAUGCUCACCCUGGCUAAUUUGGAUACGAACCCAGACCCGUCGACCGAGGCUGGGAUAUACUUCAGGCUUGUGUGGGGAGACAACCGCGAGGACACGUUCGAAUUCGUGAAAGAGACGAUCAAUGCUGUUAACCUCGAGGCUGCUACACGCAAGGAAGACGCCAAUACAUAUGUCUACUGUGAUAACGAUGCAAGAUGGUGGCCACCGGGAAAGACUCCUGGAAUCCCGAAUGACAUGUGGUACGAUCGUGAAAACCGUAUAACGUGGAAACCGGUCAAUUUGCAACGUAUGAAACCAGGCCGCAUAGACAAUGUUAGGAAUCCAGCUGGGUUAUUUGUAAGCGGCCAAACCCAUUGCGAUGUGACCGAGUUAGGAAAGCCCGAUUUAUGCACGAUCAGCCUCUGUUCUGUUUGACUUAAGGCACCAGCACUUGCGGUCUCACAGCUCAAUGUUAGUCCACUCGACUCAAGCCCCAAUUACAUUGACCAGUUUGGUGGUAUACUCACCGAGUGUCUACUCCACGAGAUUGCCCACACGAUUAAAAAUGCCUGGACUGGUGCUACUUGGAUGGACAUGGGCCCAAACGCAUAUAGAUGGCAGGCUGUUAAGAGCAAGAAGAGUGAAGAAGCGAUGGCAAAUGCGGAAAACUUUGCAUAUUGGGGCCUGGGAUGUCUCCUUAUGUCUCAAGGUGUUGCAAUUAAGGAAGAUGGCGGUUUCCGCCCUUUACGACGGGAGCAAGAUAUGGAAUGA